AUGGAGCUUGAUCUGUUCGCAGAGGUCCUCUGCGAUGCGGACCCUGCACUGCUGCUGGGAGGUGCAGCAGGCGCCGGGGGGGCGCACGACUUCGGCCGCGCUGGUCGAGCAGUGGCCUGGCUGGCCGAUGUUGGUUCUGCAAUCUUCCAGACAGGCUCGAAGAAGCGACAAGGCCCUGCCGGCGCUGGCACGGAGCCUUCAGAUCGACUUGCGCAGCUUCAACCAGCCUUGAAGCUGGUGGCGGACUUGUUGGAGGCUUCGCCGGAAAGCAAAGGCUCCACUCUGGUGGCCGCGGCAUUGGACGCCCUCCGAGAAGGUGAGCUCCGAGUGCUCGAGCUACUUGCAUUCCGAGAGAACUCACUAUGUGGCCAUUGUGAACCACACAAGCAAGAUGCGACGAGUCUGCACAGGAGCUCAACUGAGCCAGCUGCUUUCCGGUGGAUCGACGUCUUCAAGUUCACCUGCUCCAACGCAGCACUGGCAAACGUUUGGUUGCCCGAGACUGUCCUCACGAUCCUAAGCCGGUGA
This is a messenger RNA of Symbiodinium sp. CCMP2592, 528 nucleotides long. The record is from the annotation of a GenBank genome assembly. NCBI's taxonomy places the organism in Eukaryota, Dinophyceae, Suessiales, Symbiodiniaceae.